GUGGGCCAGCUGGGGGCCUGGGGCCGCACUCCGGGGAGCCGAGCCGGGCGGCGUGGGAGGAGCGCCGGGUGCCGCCGCGGCCUGCCGGUGCUCAAGAGGCUCGUCCCCUGCGUGCCCGGAGAAUGUGUGUGUGUCCCGGGCCCAGACGAAUUGGAAUCCCCGUCGGAAGCUCCGGCCUGCCGCUGUUCUCGGAUGCCAUGCCAGCGCCAGCUCAGCUGUUUUUCCCUCUCCUCCGUAACUGCGAGCUGAGCAGAAUCUAUGGCACCGCCUGUUACUGCCACCACAAGCAUCUCUGCUGCCCGCCCCCGUACCUUCCUCAGAGUCGCCUGAGAUACAGCCCCCACCCGGCGUACGCGACCUUCUGCAGGCCGAAGGAGAGCUGGUGGCAGUACACCCAGGGGAGGAGAUAUGCUUCCACACCCCAGAAGUUUUACCUCACACCUCCACAAGUCAACAGCAUCCUGAAGGCUAACGAGUACAGUUUCAAGGUGCCCGAGUUCGAUGGCAAAAACGUCAGCUCUGUCCUUGGAUUUGACAGCAAUCAGCUGCCUGCAAAUGCACCCAUCGAGGACCGGAGGAGCGCGGCCACCUGCCUGCAGACCCGAGGGAUGCUCUUGGGGGUGUUCGACGGCCAUGCGGGCUGUGCCUGUUCGCAGGCGGUCAGCGAGAGACUCUUCUAUUAUAUUGCUGUCUCUCUGUUACCCCAUGAGACUUUGCUAGAGAUUGAAAAUGCAGUGGAGAGUGGUAGGGCGCUGCUGCCCAUCCUCCAGUGGCACAAGCACCCCAAUGAUUACUUCAGUAAGGAGGCAUCCAAAUUGUAUUUCAACAGCUUGAGGACUUACUGGCAGGAACUUAUAGACCUCAACACUGGGGAGUCUACUGAUAUCGAUGUUAAGGAGGCUUUAAUUAAUGCUUUCAAGAGGCUCGACAAUGACAUCUCCUUGGAGGCUCAAGUUGGUGAUCCCAAUUCUUUCCUCAACUACCUGGUGCUCCGAGUGGCAUUUUCUGGGGCCACCGCCUGUGUGGCCCACGUAGACGGUGUUGACCUUCACGUGGCCAAUACUGGCGAUAGCAGGGCCAUGCUGGGUGUGCAGGAAGAGGAUGGCUCUUGGUCAGCAGUCACUCUCUCUAAUGAUCACAACGCUCAGAAUGAAAGAGAACUGGAACGGCUGAAAUUGGAACACCCGAAGAAUGAGGCCAAGAGUGUGGUGAAACAGGAUCGGCUGCUUGGCUUGCUGAUGCCUUUUAGGGCUUUUGGAGACGUAAAGUUCAAAUGGAGCAUUGACCUUCAAAAGAGAGUGAUAGAAUCGGGCCCAGACCAGUUGAACGACAACGAAUACACCAAGUUCAUCCCUCCUAAUUAUUACACGCCUCCUUAUCUCACUGCUGAGCCAGAGGUCACUUACCACCGGUUAAGGCCACAGGAUAAAUUUCUAGUGUUGGCUACUGAUGGGUUGUGGGAGACCAUGCAUAGGCAGGAUGUGGUUAGGAUUGUGGGUGAGUACCUGACCGGCAUGCAUCACCAACAGCCAAUAGCUGUUGGUGGCUACAAGGUGACUCUAGGACAGAUGCAUGGCCUUUUAACGGAAAGGAGAGCCAAGAUGUCCUCAGUAUUCGAGGACCAGAAUGCAGCAACCCAUCUCAUUCGUCACGCAGUGGGCAACAACGAGUUCGGGACUGUUGAUCACGAGCGCCUCUCCAAAAUGCUUAGUCUUCCUGAGGAGCUUGCCCGGAUGUACAGAGACGACAUUACCAUCAUCGUGGUUCAGUUCAAUUCUCAUGUCGUAGGGGCGUAUCAAAACCAGGAAUAGCGAGUGGAUAUUAUUACCCUGGCAUUUCUCAAAAUGAAAUAGAUUUCAAGGGCAGACAGAUUUGUAAAAGAUACUAAUAUAAUAAACAUUUCCAGUGGGUCAUUCUAAGCAUUUACCCAUUCGAUACUCUAGUUGGUCACAUACUCCAGAUUGACUUUGCAGCAGGGUGGCAGGACCGUGAGCGUCUCGUCCUGCCUGGCUCAGACCUCACAGCGCCUGCACUCGCAGCAAGUCAGUUCCUUGUUGCAAAUGUCUUGUGACAUUGGCUUCUUUUAUCAAUCUGAGAAAAUCAAGAUGACCUGGCAGGUAGGAUCUUGAAUAGGCCCAAAGCCAGGAUCUUGCUGGGCGUAUCUCUUGGUAAAAGGGAAGAAACGUUUCCGUUCACACCCGCAGACCCCUUUCAUCACUAAGGUUCCAGUGUACAUGAGAAUGUUUAUUUACUGCAUGAUUUCCUAGAUAGACAAUCUAUGCAUUAUUCAUAUAACUUUAUUUUAGCCUGAAGUGGUUUUCAAAUCCAGUACUUUAAGCCAUAAAUGACUGAGAACCAAUCUGAAUUUGUAAGUGUUUGUGAUUAUUUGACUGGAAUGCUUCUUAAGUGGAAAAACAAACUACUCCCUUCCCCACCCCUGGUUACCUAAUGUAAUCGAGAUCUUUUCUGUUUUGCCACACACUAGAAGACGAUGCUUUUGGUUUCCUCCACUCUUAUGUUGAUGUUAAAGAAAACAUUUUUUAGUUUGUAGUAAUGAAAGGAUUUCAUUUCAUUUAGUUUGAAAUAAAAUGAUCCAGAAUAAAAAGAAGAGACUGUUCAUUCAAUCAUUGUCAUCUGUAGCCACCAGCACGUCACGCUUAUCUUGUAAUCCCCAAAGGCUUGGCGUGCGUGCGUGUGCGGUGGAUAGACUGCUGCCAGGAAAUCAUACUGCCCAGUUAGUAGUGAUCAGAAUCUUCCCCACUUUUGGAGUUUCAAGGGUGACGUAUAUAAAAUAAGUUUUAAGUCUCAAAUUGGAGAGUAAGAUUUAAUAUUACUUUUGGGUGUUGACACCGGGGAGGGAGUUUUUGUUUUUCCCCACGUAGACAUAGGUCAGUUAAAAUAUUUGGUUUAAAAAUGACUAAAUGCUUUAAACCUAUUGUAGCUUAUAAGUAGAAAUCUUAAGAUAUAUACAUGAGAAGUUUUAAAAGGCAACUGUUGUGCAUGCCUGAUGCUUAAUAGAACCCUUAGUAGCAUCAAGUGUUGUUUGCAGCAGUCUCUGUAAUUAUAUGCAGUCCCUUCUAGUGCUGUAUCAAAGUAAAUGAAAAUAAAUAUAUUCAAAUUGGCUUUUUGGGAGCUUAUUUGAUAUGCAUCAAACGGCAUUUGUCCUGUGUUUAAUGGUGAUCUGUGUACAGCUGUGCAUAUAUUUUCAUCACUUCCUCUGGCAUCACCGUUAAGAGAAUGGCUACGACUAUGUUUGAUAUUCACAUAGAUUUUAAGACAACACGUGAUCGGCUUUCCCGUGUGUAAUUAGUUGAGGGGUUUUAGGAGUCCUUCCAAUUUCUGUAAAAUAUGAACUAGCUGUUCAAGGACUUCCUCUGGACUGUGGACACUAAAGCAAUGUAGAAGUGAUGGUAAAACUUGUUCCAACUGAAAAACAGACUCAGGCAGAUUGUAGCUCAGAGCAGCAUAUAAUGUUUGUUUUCUGAGUUGUUUUUCCCUCACUUUUCCCCUUCAUUCGGCUUGGAACUUUUCUUCCAGGCAGCAUUUUGGAAGGGGGAAGGCUGUACUAUGUAUUUAUUUCCAAAUGUUUUGACGUCUUUUAAUUGAAAUAUAUGUAGAUUAUUAAAACCCAUUUUCAGGCUGCUAUUUUAAUUUCUCUUGAACACCGCCACUGAAGAGUUCCAUAUCAUAUACUUCAUAGUCUUGUCUCUUUUUAGUACCGUAUGUUAUAAAUUCAGUGUCCAGUGGUCACAAUCAAAAUAGUAAUCAUUAUUGCACAAGAAACUCGGUCUGCAGUCCAAAAGCUGGUCUACUCUCUAGAAAUGAGAACGCUGUGUGGAGUUGACAUGAUGGAAACAAAAAUAAUUGGAUGUUAGAAAUCUGAAUGUACUAUCAUCUAAAAGCAGUUGUGAUUUUAUUGUAAUUGGUUGUCACUGUGAUGUGAUAUUUAAAGUAUGCAACAUAUGUAAACUUUCAUAGUAUUUAGCUUUUCUUAAACUUUUUUUUUAUUAUGGAAACUUUCUAACGUGUAUCAACCUCUGUAUUUAUAUUUAAUCAGUGGCUCACGAUAUUUAUAAUAUGCCCCUAACUAAGUGGAAUGGUGGUAUAUUUCACAGUACUUGGUAAAAAACAAAAACAAAAACCUGUGUCUUAUAAAAGAUAUAUCUGUAUGAAGACGUGUGAAAAGUUUAUAAUAUUGGUCACAGAAAUGCCCACAGUAAAUUAAAGCUUCAUAUCUGCUUUCUGAA
This is a messenger RNA of Canis lupus familiaris (dog), 4247 nucleotides long. It is a transcript of the gene PDP1, whose product is annotated as pyruvate dehyrogenase phosphatase catalytic subunit 1. Gene Ontology annotation, biological process: protein dephosphorylation. NCBI's taxonomy places the organism in Eukaryota, Metazoa, Chordata, Mammalia, Carnivora, Canidae. The record is from RefSeq and is a predicted model, not a curated record. Gene Ontology annotation, molecular function: cation binding; protein serine/threonine phosphatase activity. Bases 123 to 1811 code for a protein of 562 amino acids. The transcript is spliced from 3 exons.